This is a messenger RNA of Labeo rohita (rohu), 1841 nucleotides long. RefSeq names its product NFU1 iron-sulfur cluster scaffold homolog (S. cerevisiae) (gene nfu1). Lineage: Eukaryota; Metazoa; Chordata; Actinopteri; Cypriniformes; Cyprinidae. The coding region runs from base 8 to 781 and encodes 257 amino acids. Gene Ontology annotation, cellular component: mitochondrion. The transcript has 8 exons. The record is from RefSeq and is a predicted model, not a curated record. Gene Ontology annotation, molecular function: iron ion binding; iron-sulfur cluster binding. Gene Ontology annotation, biological process: iron-sulfur cluster assembly.
ACACGUCAUGCCCCUCACAAACAUGGCCGCGUACAGGACCGUCGGUGUUGGACGAAAUUUGUCUGCACUUUUAACGAGAUCGUAUCCUGUAUGCAGUUACCAUGGAACGGGGCUCACCAGACCAGCCCUUCACAAAGUGGCUAGAAGUCCAAUUCCACAGCAAACAACCACUAUGUUUAUCAGAAACAUGUUUAUUCAGACCCAAGACACUCCAAACCCAAACAGCCUGAAGUUUCUUCCUGGUCGUGUGGUGCUUGAAACAGGAACUAUGGACUUCGCUGGACCUAGAGAUGCUUAUUGUUCACCUUUGGCAAGGCAGUUGUUCAGAAUAGAUGGAGUCAAAAGUGUCUUCUUCGGCCCCGACUUCAUAACCAUUACUAAGGCUAAUGGUGAAACAGAGUGGAAAGUGAUCAAGCCGGACGUCUUCGCCACCAUUAUGGACUUCUUCACCUCUGGGCUUCCUGUUGUCAAUGAGGCGGAUGCUCCACGUGCCGACACAGCUCCUUCUGAAGAUGAUGAUGAGGUGGUGGCCAUGAUUAAAGAACUACUGGACACACGCAUAAGGCCCACAGUGCAGGAGGACGGUGGUGACGUGUUGUAUCGAGGGUUUGAGGACGGUAUUGUAAAGCUGAAGCUGCAGGGCUCCUGCACCAGCUGUCCCAGCUCCAUCAUCACGCUGAAGAACGGCAUCCAGAACAUGCUGCAGUUCUACGUUCCCGAGGUGGAAGGAGUCGAGCAGGUGAAGGAAGAGGAUGUGGAUGUUGAAAAGGAAGUCCAGUGAUAUGACUUUCAGACAGAUGUCAUUCCUUUUCUUCAUAAUAAAUACCCAGCAUUCUUUUUUCCAUCAGUGUCCAAUAAUGUAGAAGGAGCUUUGUGUUUAGUAGAGACUACUCAGUUACACAGCUGUAAGUAAAAUGGACAAAUCUGUGUGUCCUCACACUCCUUUAAACAUAUAUUAGCUACAGACAUUUAUCGCAGCAAAUGUUUUUUAGCCUACAUUUUUGGAUAUACAGUGUUUGGUUGGUGCUUUAUCAGGUUUUGGGUUGGUGACCCAUAAUAUUUUAUAGAUUGUCAGUCAUUGCACUGGUUAAAACAAAAAUUUUCACAGAAUGUCAUGUAUUUGUGAAUAAGUUAUAUGCAAUAUGCAUUUUCCCAGAUGUGUGGAAAUAUUGUCAAAAGCAAUCUUUUUAAUGGAUUAUCGAAAAUCCUGAUUGCAUCAUGGGUCAUUCUACAAUUUUUUUUUUUUUAAUUAGAAUUAUUUAAUAGAGAUUUAAUUUGUAAGGUUGAUAAAUAAUGAAUCUUUUUUCCAUUUGAUAGGAUGUGCUAAAGAAAUAACAAAAUUGGAAAUAAUUUUCAUUCACCAUUGUCUAAAGAUGGUGUUAUACCUUGCAAGAUGAAUCUCCUGUAUUCCUCAUUUGUCGUUCAGAUAAAAGCAUCGGCUAAUUGAUUAAAUAUAACUGUAAAAAUAUGUUCAAAGAUAUUUUGAUUAGUGGCUAUUCAAAAUGGCCCUUCCAAAACUGCAAUAUUUAUUAUGGACUUGCACAAGAAAAUGUUACAGUAGAAACUGUUUGGUCUGUGGCUGACCUGUUAUAGAGGAUCAGACGUAUUAAUGAUAAAACAGGAAAUAUGAAUGACAAAUAAAUGUUCUGGCUUGUGAUUGGUCAGCACAGUGUUCUAGUUACUAUUAUGUGUGACCAGCUGUUCAACAAAUCAGUGCAUAGCUCCCACAGGGGAUUAAUAUUUUUGUUGCAUAGCAACAUUUUGAUAUGUCAGAAACUAUCCUCUAGAGGAGGGAUAACACUUAAUAAAUGUGCUUAUUAAAAUAAUCCUUAAACAGAAAA